AUGUCUAAAAGAGCCAGAGAAGAUGAAAAAUCUUCACCAGAACAGGAUUCAAACCUUGAAGUCGAAAAUGGUUCUUCAGAAGCUCCAGAAACAACCGCUUUUGCUGAUUUGAACCUAUCUGAGCCAACUUUGAAAGCUAUUGGUAAGUUAGAUUUCACUGAAAUGACUGCUGUUCAAGCUAGAACUAUCCCUCCAUUAUUGGCAGGUAGAGAUGUCUUAGGUGCCGCCAAAACUGGUUCUGGUAAGACUUUGGCAUUUUUAAUCCCAGCUAUUGAAAUGUUGCAUUCUUUGAAAUUUAAGCCAAGAAAUGGUACUGGUGUUAUUGUUAUCACUCCAACAAGAGAAUUAGCUUUACAAAUUUUUGGUGUGGCACGUGAAUUGAUGGAAUUUCAUUCUCAAACUUUUGGUAUUGUCAUUGGGGGUGCCAAUAGGAGACAAGAAGCUGAUAAGUUGGUGAAAGGUGUUAACAUUUUAAUUGCCACUCCUGGUAGAUUACUAGAUCAUUUACAAAAUACGAAAGGUUUUGUCUUUAAAAAUUUAAAAGCUUUGGUCAUUGAUGAAGCUGAUAGAAUCUUAGAAAUUGGGUUUGAAGAUGAAAUGAAGCAAAUCAUUAAGAUAUUACCAAACGAAGAUAGACAAUCCAUGUUAUUCUCUGCCACUCAAACUACAAAGGUGGAAGAUUUGGCAAGAAUCUCAUUAAGAAAGGGACCUUUGUUCAUUAAUGUAGUCCCAGAAAAUGAUACUUCUACUGCGGAUGGUUUGGAACAAGGUUAUGUGGUUUGUGAAAGUGAUAAGCGUUUCUUAUUAUUAUUCUCUUUCUUAAAGAGAAAUCAAAAAAAGAAAAUUAUUGUUUUCCUUUCAUCUUGUAAUUCUGUUAAAUAUUAUGCUGAAUUAUUGAAUUAUAUUGAUUUACCAGUUUUAGAACUGCAUGGUAAACAAAAACAACAAAAGAGAACAAAUACUUUCUUCGAAUUUUGUAAUGCUGAAAGAGGUAUUUUAGUUUGUACAGAUGUGGCUGCCAGAGGGUUAGAUAUCCCAGCUGUCGAUUGGAUUAUUCAAUUCGAUCCACCUGAUGAUCCAAGAGAUUAUAUUCAUAGAGUCGGUAGAACUGCAAGAGGUACUAAAGGUAAAGGUAAAUCUUUAAUGUUCUUAACUCCAAAUGAAUUGGGUUUCUUGAGAUACUUGAAAGCAGCAAAAGUUCCAUUGAAUGAAUAUGAAUUCCCAACUAAUAAAAUUGCAAAUGUCCAAUCUCAAUUGGAAAAAUUAAUAAAAUCUAAUUAUUAUUUGCAUCAAACUGCCAAGGACGGUUAUAGGUCAUAUUUACAAGCUUAUGCUUCACAUUCCUUAAAAACUGUAUACCAAAUCGAUAAAUUAGAUUUAGCAAAGGUAGCUAAAUCUUAUGGUUUCAGUAUUCCACCAAAGGUUAAUAUUACCAUUGGUGCUAGUGGUAAGACACCAUCUGUUAAAAAGCGUAAGACCCAUAGAAAUUAG
Henningerozyma blattae CBS 6284 is the source of this 1491-nucleotide messenger RNA. It is a transcript of the gene HAS1, whose product is annotated as ATP-dependent RNA helicase HAS1. Gene Ontology annotation, molecular function: ATP binding; RNA helicase activity; nucleic acid binding. The transcript has a single exon. The record is from RefSeq and is a predicted model, not a curated record. Gene Ontology annotation, cellular component: nucleolus. Gene Ontology annotation, biological process: maturation of LSU-rRNA from tricistronic rRNA transcript (SSU-rRNA, 5.8S rRNA, LSU-rRNA). NCBI's taxonomy places the organism in Eukaryota, Fungi, Ascomycota, Saccharomycetes, Saccharomycetales, Saccharomycetaceae. The coding region runs from base 1 to 1491 and encodes 496 amino acids.